GUUUUCAAGCAAUAACAAUACAAAAAGAAUUUGUCGUUAAUUAAUGUUUACUUAAUUUAAACUUCCAAUACAAUAUGAUUAUGAUCUCUUCAUCGGAUUCUGAAGAUGACUGUUAUAGUAACGUAGCACAAAAACUGGAAAAGUUAAAAAACAAGUACCAAGACGACAAAAUCGAAAGCACUAAUCUUCUUGACGAUUCAACUGAAACAAAAGGCAGAAGAGACACCCUAGAGACAAAAUCAGAAGAUAGUGUUGAUAGUAUUUAUGAUGUCUUAAAAGAAGAUGGUGUACCUGAUAUUGAAUUAGAAAAGCUUUUAGCGGCACACUCAAAACGUGCGACUCGUUCGUCAAAGAGAAAUUCAAAGUCAAGUUCUUUUAAUUUUGAUGAUUUGCCUGCUUCAAGGGAACAAAACGUUACAAUUGACUCUAGUGAUUCAGUACCAGGAAGAGGUAGUAAGAGAAAAACGAAUAAAAAUACAUCAGUGAGUGUUGUUCAUAGAUCUCCUAGAGGUCGUAGCAGAAGUAAAGGUAGGAGCAGAGGAAGAGGUAGAAGCAGUGGGAGAGGAAGAAUUAGUAAUGCUUAUCCAAUUUACAAUAUUGGAAACACAGAUGAAUAUCUUGACCAAUCAGAAGAACAGACACUAUUUAGCAAUAAGAUCACAAACAAUGAUGUAAUAGUGUUAGAUGAUAAUGACAUAUUAGAUGAAAAUGAAGAGUUGUCUGUUAAGGUCUACUGGCAGAGCUCAGAAAUAUUCAAAUUCACAUUACGAAAAUUUCAAAAAUUAACCACAAUUUUCAGGCAUUUUGCUGAGAAAGAAAAAGUGAAACAAGAUAAAUUGUUAUUCACAUACAAUGACCAAAUAUUAAAACCUGAUGAUACUCCUGAUUCAAUUAACUAUAAUAUUGUGAAGUUCAUUGAUGGUGGCAUUAUUAAUCAGGAUGUGACAAAGUUAAUAAAAAAUAAAAACAGAAAUGAAAGCAGGGGAUUGCAAAUCAAAUUUCAGUGUCAACAUUUAAAGAAACCAUUUGAAUUAACAAUUCAGCCUAAUGAAAAAUUUUCAUUGGCCAUGAUAAAAUGUGCGGAGCAUCUUGAGAAACCCUUGGAUAAACUAAAAUUUGAAUUUGAUGGGGAUAGUAUAACAGGUACAAUGACAGCUAGUGAAUUGGAGCUUGAAGGUGGAGAAUGCAUAGACGUCAAGAUAAUUAGCUGAUUAAACAUAAACACUCACGCCUGUCACCCAUAGGGGUAGGCAGAGAUUAUGGACUUCCAUUUGGCACGAUCCUGACACACCUCUCUCGCUUCCUCCACAUCCAUAUACCUACGCAUACACGCUCGUCGGUUAAAGGUACUCUUGAUUUGGCCCAUUUUUAAUAUAUCGCCAAUUUGGUCGAUAAACUUUCGCCUAGGGCGACCCUUCCCGACUAUGCCGUUCAUUAGCUGAUUAAUAUCACAAUAUUUAGUUGAAAUUGUUUUAGGGUUUUGAAAAUCUUUUAUAGAACAUCACUUAUUCAUUAUAACAUUUUUAGAGAAGCAAUAAGUAAUGUGGUGUACCAAAAUUGUAUGUGAAAAACUUAAACAACAAUAUUACACUGUCACUCACUUAAGCCUAGUACACAAUCAACACAAAACAAACUUGAGAAGUGGAGUUAAUGGUUGCCAAUAGUUUUAAGUGCUAAUGCACUGCUUGGUCAGUGGUAAAAGAAACCAUUUUAAGGAGUUAUCUGAGAAAUCUAAAACAUUCCAUUAGCAUGAAAAAUCUUUCUAUAAGGGCAUCCACAACUUUUUCUGCAACCAGGGUGGUGCCACUAUAUAGUGAGGUAUAAUUUUUGACAGAUUUCAUAGCGGGGAAGUUAAUUUGUUCGGAAAAUGUAUAAGUUAUUGUUUCUUUUUGUACUAUUAGCUAUAUUUUAUAUUAAUAACAUUAAAAGUAAAUAAACCAAACCACAGAUAUUACAAAAUAGAAAAAUUUAAAAAAAAGUUAAAAUUGUGCAAAAAUUAAAUAGCAAACCACUGACGCAUUGUUUUGUGUAUUAAUAUAAUACUCUAGAAACUGAUAAACUUUUUUAAAGUUGGUAAAAAUUACCGCAUGUGAGGUAAUUUUUCUCUGCUUUAUCAAGCGGAUGUACUUGAGGUAAUUUUUACCAAAUUUAUUAUAAUGGAUUUCCACAAAGUAACGCCUGAUUCUAUUAAUUAUGAUAAAGUUUUAUUAAAAAACAACUUCUCAAUUAAAUUACAUUGUAUAUCAAAAAACUUUACCUCAGUGUCAACUAGCGACAUCUGGUGAGCAGAAAAUUAUUAGCCCUCAUUCACAUUGGAGCAGUUUGACAUUCAGUAUGGUAUUCAUUCUUCAUUUAUGACAGCCUAUCAAAAGUCCACCACUGAACAUCCUCCCCUAUAGAUUACGUCAUAGAGAUAUUUGCCAUGUUUGCUACACUUGACGGGCCAGGUUGGUAACCACAGUUUUUAUUUUUUAGUUGUUAUCAGGAAGCUACUGCUGCCUAUUACUUGUUACAGUUUCCCUUUGUCACCUCUUACAACACCCACUGUGUGAUAUAAUGGGGUAAUGGGUUCUCUUCCACAGUCACAAUACUAAUGUUAUUAUUGAGGAUGAAAGCUGUUAAUUUACUGGCUAUUGCAGUAGUAAACACGUUCACAUCUUAAAUACAUUACUAGUCUUCAAUCUAGCUAUUUUUAAUGUAAAUUUGAUUCCCAAUUUUUUAUGUUAUGCGACCACAAAAUUUUAGUCAUUUCUAUGUAGUCAAUGUUUACAAUUUCCAAAGGACAAAAUGGAGAGUCGGAUUUCUCUUUCGACAUUACUUGGUUUGUUUGAUAAUUUAAUUAUAUUUUUGCUUGACACCAUUUGUAUUUUAUAUAAUAAAUUAUAUAUUAAAUAUGUAUUUUAAAAUGAUAGAACUGGUAAUAAUAAAUUUAUGGUUUUUUCUUCUAAUAAAAGUAAAAUGAUUUCUGCAUUAUUAUAAUUAUAUUACUGUAAAUUGUUGCUAUAAUUUUGAUAAUUUAAAAUAUAGUUCCUCACAUAUUAAAAAUGCGCAUGCAAUUAUUUUGUAAAAAAAUAACCUUUGAUAUUGUCAUAUCUUUAAAUCUUUAAUUAUUUACCUAUAAGUAAUAAAAGUGCUAUAUGAAAUUUGUUUUACCAAUCAUUUUGUAAUUCAUAAACCAUGAUAAUUAAUUUCCCAAAAAUAUAGUUUCAUGCAUUUAUAAAAAAAAUAUUGAUCCUAACAUGUUUAAGUAUAUUAUAGAAAUGAUUCCUUUUGUGGAAAUUGUCACAUAUAUCUACACUGUACUCAUUUUUCUACAUUUCUACCAUAUUCUGUAACAUUAUAUACUUUUUCAGAAUAAAUAUGUUUACUUUUUAGUAAAAUUGAUAAUGUGUCAUUUUGUCUACAUAUAUUUAUAUAUUCAUAUUUAUUGAAAAAUUGUGAUGUUGUAAAUAAUUUUUAUAUUAAAUGAUAAUUCGGAGACAGUUAAAAAUUUCGUUCAUUAUAUUUUUGACCGACGUAAACCUUCUAAUACAAACCAUGAGAAAACAAAGCAUCUGACUUUUAUUAUGUAUCAAGCAAAUUUUAUUAUGUAUCAAGAAAAAUAGUUAUUUUUUAAAAUUAUAUAGUAGUAAUAAUUUAUGCCAAAUCCUAUCUUUUACGAAAAAUUAAUUCACCAUAUAUUAUAUACUAGCUGUUCCCCGCGACUUCGUCUGCGCGAUUAAUUUAGUAGGAUUGGAUUCAAUGAGUUUUUUUUGCACGGAACCCUAAUUCUUUUUAUAAAAUAAAAGUAGCCCAAGUUACUCCUUAUAACAUUAGCUAUCCGCCAGUGAAAGUCCCGUCAAAAUCGGUUCUACGAUUUCGGAGAUUAGCCGGAACGAAGAGACAGACAGACAAAAAAUUUAAAAAUUGCUUUUUUUUUGUUAUAAGUACCGUUUAAACUUUCAUAUGCAUUUUUUAUAGAAUAAGGGUGACAAACGAGCACAACACAGUCUACCUGAUAGUAAGUGGAUGCUAUGGCUCAUAGAUAUCUACAUUUAUUCUCGAUUAAGAAUCAAAAUGCAGAUGCGUUGUCACCCCUGAGGACUAAGAUGGAAUGCCACGUUUCCAGUGAAAAGGGUCUCCGGUUCUCUACACUCUCCAUACGAAACACAAGAGCAUUACCGGGAUAGGAGAGCGUGGUCCUAUCCCGGUUGCGCCGACCCAUUCGCGCUACAAGCAUAAUAUAGCUGCAACGUGGCUCUACCACGUAAAAAAUGCAUUUAGUAAAAAGAUGUUAUUUCGACAUUACAAACACUCUUCAAUUUUAUUUAUUUGCAUAGAUUGAAUAUGGGCUGAAUUAAGAGUACCCUUAACCAACGGACUUGAAUACGUAAAUAUAUGUAUGUAAAAGAAGCAAGCGGGGUAAAUACAGUCCGUAGUCUCUGCCUACCCCUCUGGGGUAGAAUUCUCCGGCAAUUGAUAGAGAAUUAUCAAUUGCGCAUUUCGAUAAUCAUACACGUAUUUUCUGUUUCACUAAGCUUACACAUAUCAAACAUAAUAAAUAUUUAUUUAGA
This is a messenger RNA of Parnassius mnemosyne (clouded apollo), 4553 nucleotides long. The record is from the annotation of a GenBank genome assembly. NCBI's taxonomy places the organism in Eukaryota, Metazoa, Arthropoda, Insecta, Lepidoptera, Papilionidae.